GGCAUGGGCUGCAGAAAUUUCAGAAACGUGGUGGAAGACCAAUAUGUCUGCAAAACGCAUGAGAUUCAACAGCUUUCGGCCCAACUAAGCUUGUCCCCGGGCUGAGGUCACAGCGGGGGGUCACAAACAAACAAUUACUCGCAAAUUGUGCCACAGGUUCCGUGGUUCCCGAGACGGCCGACUUUGAAAUGGACCAGAGGAAAUGUUUUGACACGGAUGAGGAAAAGAAGGGGUCAAGGUGCAUUAGUAAUGCAGUGUAUCAGUUUAUAUCCUUUUGUUUGCGUGUGUGUAGGUACCUAUCUAGGUAUGCAAGGAACGCCUCGAUUCGUCUGACCCCCUUUGCAUCAUCGUCAACCUCGCCUCACUCCCUCUCAAGAAGCCGCCUUUUUUUCCAAGGUUACAGUACUAGUUAGCUAGGGCGUCUUAUGCGACAUGGCCGAUUUAUCGUCGAAGUCGGAUAAUGAGAAGCCCUCCCAGAGCGACGCGUCUCUGGAGGUAGUGCGAGCGAACGAAGUCCCGCGCAGCGAACACCAUGAUGAAACGACAAAAGAUACCCCGCAGGCCUCGCUGCCGAGCUCGGACGCAAACAUCGCGGAGGACGAAUCCCAAUAUCCCAGCGGGCUCAGGCUGUGGCUUGUCAUCCUUUCGUUAUGCCUUUGCAUCUUCCUCAUCGCCCUCGACCAAACAAUCAUCGCGCCAGCUCUCGGGGCUAUCACCGCCGAGUUCAACUCGACCAAGGACAUCGGCUGGUACGGCGCGUCAUAUCUCCUGACGACAACAGCGAUGCAGCCCAUAUACGGUGUCGUCUACCGCCUAUUCGACGUCAAGCUUACCUAUCUCGGCGCCGUCGGUCUGUUCGAGCUCGGGAGCUUGGUCACGGCCGUCGCGCCGACCUCGACAGCUUUCAUUGUUGGACGCGCCGUUGCCGGCCUGGGCACCGCCGGUAUCUUCUCUGGCUCGUUUGUUAUUGUGGGAUACAUAAUGCCGCUCCGACGGCGGCCAGCCACGUUCGGCCUGUUCGGUGCUUUGUGGGGGAUCUCCUCAGUUGCCGGACCGCUGCUCGGGGGCGUCUUUGCUGAUCAGAUCACCUGGAGAUGGUGUUUCUACAUUAACCUGCCGCUGGGUGGUGCCGCUGUGGCGGCGGUCAUUGUGUUCCUGCGCGGCGUUUCGAGCGGCAAUGACCCAAAUCGCAAGUCUUUCUUUGCUCGGAUUCUACAGCUUGACCUGGUCGGGGCUGUUAUUCUGGUCCCGUCCAUCAUCCUGCUUCUUGUUGCCCUCCAGUGGGGAGGGGUGGUGUACCCAUGGAGUGAAGGCAGGGUCAUCGCCUUGUUAGUCGUGGCUGGUGUUGGCGCCAUUGCUUUCGUCGGCGUGGAGAUUUGGCAGGAGGACAAGGGUCUCCUUCCUCCCAGGUUCUUUAAGAACCGCAACGUCUUUGCUGCCAUGAUGUUCGCCCUGUUCUUCGGCGCUUCGUUCUACCCCAUGGUCUACUAUCUCUCGCUGUACUUCCAAGCGGUACAAGGGGACAGCGCGAUACAAGCCGGGAUCAAAAUCCUCCCCUUCCUCAUCGCUAUGGUCAUCAGCUCGGUUGGGAGCGGUUUCUUGGUCACUGCCAUCGGCUACUACAAUCACAUCAUCCUCUUCGAAACGGCGCUUCUCACAGCGGGUGCCGCGCUUAUCGCGACGUUUUGGCUCGGCACCCCGUUGAGCAAGUGGUUUCCCUCCCAGGUGCUCAUGGGUCUGGGCACCGGCAUCUGCUUCCAGGCCCCUAUCAUCGCGGUGCAAAACGUGCUGCCGCCCCAUCUCAUUCCGCAGGCCACGGCUUGCACACAGUUUUUCCAGGCACUUGGUGGCUCAGUGUUUCUCGCCGUGGGACAGACGGUCUUCCAAAAUGGACUAAUUGCCAACAUGGCACGCGAUGCGAAGGGUAUCGAUCCUGCUGAGAUCCUCAACAGUGGCGCCUCGCAGAUCCACCAGCUCGUGGGGGAAACCAUGGGCCGUGAGGAUCUAGUGGACGUCGUCCUGGGGGCUUAUGUCUUGGGUCUCCGAAACUCGUACUACAUCAGCGUCGCAACUGCAGCUUGUGCUUUCCUGGUUUCUUGGGCGCUCGAGUGGAAGAGAAUACAGGGUUCGGGCGAGAAAACGGAGGAGGUUACUAGCGUGGAGUAAACGAUAAAUAUGGAUGGAUGUUGGACAGACCGGAACAAGCUUUGUGGGAAGGGGAACGGACAGUGUAUAGCGUUUAGUCCGGUGCGUCUCUUAUAAAUGACACUCUGAAUUUAAGUAGGUACCUAGGUUCGUUCCCAAGACGCAUGUCCCCGCGGGGGGUAGGCAAGUCCAGUUCCACAAAAGAGAUGAACCAAGUGCCGUGUACGGGCUUGAUCAUAGCCAGUCUGAACUGACGAAAGACCACAGGAUGGUUUGGGGUUACCGUUGCACACAUUCCGGCGCCUGAUCAGCGUGCCGAGUCAAG
This is a messenger RNA of Chaetomium fimeti, 2470 nucleotides long. Its product is annotated as major facilitator superfamily domain-containing protein. Lineage: Eukaryota; Fungi; Ascomycota; Sordariomycetes; Sordariales; Chaetomiaceae. Bases 433 to 2166 code for a protein of 577 amino acids. Gene Ontology annotation, biological process: transmembrane transport. The transcript is spliced from 3 exons. The record is from RefSeq and is a predicted model, not a curated record. Gene Ontology annotation, cellular component: plasma membrane. Gene Ontology annotation, molecular function: transmembrane transporter activity.